Mus caroli (Ryukyu mouse) is the source of this 3213-nucleotide messenger RNA. It is a transcript of the gene Rtn3, whose product is annotated as reticulon 3. The record is from RefSeq and is a predicted model, not a curated record. Lineage: Eukaryota; Metazoa; Chordata; Mammalia; Rodentia; Muridae. Gene Ontology annotation, biological process: endoplasmic reticulum tubular network formation; neuron differentiation; brain development. Gene Ontology annotation, cellular component: neuron projection; endoplasmic reticulum membrane; postsynaptic density.
GCUCUUUGUGCGCAUGCGCGCUCGUACUCCUCCUCUCCCUGCGGAGCACGGCUGAGUCAGUCAGUCUGUCGGAGUCAGUCUUCGGAACAGGCGACGCCGGGAACUUCGGAGAGCCAGCUGCUGGAUUAUUCUGUGUCCCCUCCCACUCUCCCGCCCUACGUCUCUCUUCAUCCUUCUCCCGCCCUUGCUCGUGCAGCCAUGGCGGAGUCGUCAGCGGCCACUCAGUCCCCGUCAGUCUCCUCGUCGUCCUCCGGGGCCGAGCCGUCAGCUCUCGGCGGCGGCGGCGGGAGCCCUGGAGCCUGCCCCGCCCUGGGGGCGAAGAGCUGCGGCUCCUCGUGUGCGGAUUCCUUUGUUUCUUCCUCUUCCUCUCAGCCUGUAUCUAUAGUUUCGACCUCACAAGCGGGAUUGAGCUCUCUUUGCUCUGAUGAGCCACCUUCAAAAAGUAUGACUUCCUCCUUUCUUUCAUCUUCUGAAAUACAUAACCCUGACCCUACAACACCGCUUGGAGAAAAGAGUGAAACAUUAGGCAGCCAGUUUGUUCUAGCUAAAGAAAAAGACCCCUUGGUUCUUCUAGAUAAGAAAAAGCUGGACUCUCCUCAGGGGACCAACUUGGACAGAGUAGACGCUCCGGUUUCUCUUGCAGCUGGCAUUCCUUGCAGCCACCCUUCUAUUCCAGACAGUUUCCCAGAGCAACCUGCUUUUCUGUCAAAAGAAAUUGGUCCAGCAGAAGAGUGGGUAGUUAAAGACCAAGAACCCAAGAACCCAAACAAGAUUCCAGAUGGGGAGGACAGAAGUGCACUGGAUUUUGGGCAAUCUAAGGCAGAACACAUUUGUACAUAUUCCUUGUCCCCAUCUGAACUUCCAGUAGCCAGUGUAGAAAAAGAUUCUCCUGAGUCACCGUUUGAAGUAAUUAUUGACAAAGCAACAUUUGACAGAGAAUAUAAAGAUUUGUAUAAGGAAAACCCAAAUGAUUUGUGUGGCUGGGCAGCUCAUGGUGAUAGAGAAUCCCCUGCAGACUUGUUGGAAAUGAAUGACAAACUCUUUCCACUAAGAAAUAAAGAGGCAGGGCGUUACCCAUCCUCUGCACUACUCGGUAGACAGUUCUCACACACUACAGCAGCACUGGAAGAGGUGUCUAGAUGUGUGAAUGAUAUGCAUAACUUUACUAAUGAAAUACUGACUUGGGACUUAGAUCCCCAAGCAAAACAACAGGCCAAAAAAACAUCUUGCACCACAGAAAGUACAGGACUAGACAGGAGUGAACAUCGCUCAGAAAUUCCAGUUAUAAAUCUUAAAACAAAUCCUCAACAGAAAAUGCCUGUAUGUUCUUUUAAUGGGAGCACUCCCAUUACCAAAUCCACAGGUGACUGGACAGAAGAAAAACCUGUAAGAGACUACCUCAGUUCCACAAAAGAAGCUGGUGGCAACGGUGUGCCAGGCAGUUCUCAGCUUUAUUCCGAGCUGCCUGGUUCUAUGCCUGAGAAAUGGGUCUCAGGCUCUGGAGCAGCCACAGUGGAAGUAACUUUACCUAACCUGAGGGGUGCCUGGCCUAACUCUGUGAUGGGGGAAGUCACAGAGGUUGAUAGUUCUGGGGAAUCUGAUGACACAGUAAUAGAGGACAUCACAGAAAAUCCCUCAGUUAAGAGCAUCAAAGUUUUGCCAGAAAAACCUGACUCCCUUCCAAGUGCUGCUGCAAAAACAAGUGAAAGGGAAAUCAAAGAGCCUCCCAGUCUUGAAACUGUGAAGAGUGAAGUGUAUGAAAACUCUGAGCAGCAGCAGGCCCAGCCAGAAACUCCUGCUCAGAGGAGUCUGGAAGGUGAGGUGUCUUCACAAGUACCUGAUACCCUGAAUGAAGUCACACCUGAAAAGCUUGAUAUGACUAACAACCCCAAAGUUUGCUCAGCAGCACCUCCAAGUGUUCUUAAUGAGACAGGAUUCUCACUAACUGUGCCAGCUUCUGCCAAGUUGGAAUCUUUGCUUGGAAAAUAUGUUGAAGAUACAGAUGGUUCCUCCCCAGAGGACUUGAUGGCUGUCCUCACAGGAGCCGAGGAGAAGGGGAUAGUGGAUAAAGAGGAAGGUGAUGUUUUGGAAGCAGUGUUAGAGAAGAUAGCAGACUUUAAAAAUAUUUUGCCUGUGGAACUCUUGCAUGAAAGUGAGCUAAGUGGUUCUGAAACCAAAAAUAUUAAAAGCAAAUACAGUGAAGACAGCAGAGAAACAAAUGGAAGUGCCCCUACGAUGUCUCCCGACUUAGAGCAGGAGCAGCUCACCAUCAGAGCCAUUAAAGAGUUAGGAGAAAGGCAAGCUGAGAAGGUGCAGGAUGAAGGGAUAUCUUCUGGAGGAAAAUUCAAGCAAGCCUUUGCUCCACAGUCUGGGCCACAGAGUUCAUCUGACAUCCUAGAACACACAGAUGUCAAAACUGGAUCUGAUCUUGGAAUUCCCAAAAAUCCUACUAUCAUCAAAAACACUAGAAUAGAUUCUAUUUCCAGCCUUACCAAGACUGAAAUGGUUAACAAGAAUGUUCUAGCAAGACUUCUCAGUGAUUUCCCAGUGCACGAUCUGAUUUUCUGGCGAGAUGUGAAGAAGACUGGGUUUGUCUUUGGCACCACACUGAUCAUGCUGCUCUCUCUGGCAGCCUUCAGUGUUAUCAGUGUGGUCUCUUACCUCAUCCUGGCUCUUCUCUCUGUCACCAUCAGCUUCAGAGUCUAUAAGUCUGUCAUUCAAGCUGUGCAGAAGUCAGAAGAAGGACAUCCAUUCAAGGCCUACUUGGAUGUGGACAUUACCCUGUCUUCAGAAGCUUUCCACAACUACAUGAAUGCUGCAAUGGUGCAUGUCAACAAGGCCCUCAAACUCAUUAUUCGCCUCUUUCUGGUAGAAGACUUGGUUGACUCCUUGAAGCUGGCUGUCUUCAUGUGGCUGAUGACCUAUGUUGGUGCUGUUUUUAAUGGAAUUACCCUUCUGAUUCUUGCCGAGCUGCUUGUCUUCAGCGUCCCAAUUGUCUAUGAGAAGUAUAAGACACAGAUUGACCACUAUGUUGGGAUUGCCCGGGAUCAGACCAAGUCAAUUGUUGAAAAGAUCCAAGCAAAGCUUCCUGGAAUCGCCAAAAAAAAGGCAGAAUAAGCACGUGAAGCAAGAAGUGCAUCAGUUACUAAAACACCAUUUAAUAGUUAUAACAUCGUCACUUGUACUAUGAAGGAACUUGCUCAGUGUCAGCUA